Pleurotus ostreatus (oyster mushroom) is the source of this 1632-nucleotide messenger RNA. RefSeq lists its product as uncharacterized. The record is from RefSeq and is a predicted model, not a curated record. Gene Ontology annotation, molecular function: N-acetylglucosamine-6-phosphate deacetylase activity. Bases 1 to 1632 code for a protein of 543 amino acids. The transcript has 10 exons. Lineage: Eukaryota; Fungi; Basidiomycota; Agaricomycetes; Agaricales; Pleurotaceae. Gene Ontology annotation, biological process: N-acetylglucosamine catabolic process.
AUGUCCCCCUCGAAUGGCCUUGUGUGCUUCACAAACUGCUUAUUGCCUCUUGAAGAUGGCAGUCUUAUUGAGAAAGAUCUGUGGAUCGAUGAACGACAAGGGACUAUACUCGAUGCUCAGAAAACAUUCUUCAUUAGACAGGAACGUCCAGACAGGAUCAUUGAUCUUGGAGGCAAUAUUUUGAGCCCGGGCCUCCUGGACAUUCAACUUAAUGGCGCUUAUGGAUUUGACUUCUCCGUCUACGAGGGUGACGACGAUGCCUAUCGUGCCGGUAUGCAGCUCGUGGCCGAGAAGAUUGUUGAGACUGGAGUUACCGCGUUGGUACCCACGCUCAUCACGCCCAAUGCCUAUCAGACUCAAGAGAAAUCGCUAUACCCAAAGCUUCUACGUCUGCUAAAGCCCUUCUCCACUGCUAAUUCCGCCACUCUCCUUGGAUGGCAUGCUGAGGGGCCGUUCCUUGAAUACGCGAAGCGUGGUGCACAUGUGCCUUCCUUCCUUCUCGCAGCACCAGACGGAAUCAAGUCUUUUGAGGAAGUCUACGGCGCUGAGAAUUUGGCAGAUUCUGAGGACUGGUUAAUGUCUUCAGACGGUACGCGAAUCGGAGUCAGGAUGAUCACGGCAGCACCUGAGAUAGAAGGUGUUAUGCAAUCUAUUGGUGAAUUGGACAAGCGAGGCAUUGUAUUCUCUAUCGGUCACAGUGUGGCUACCUCCGACAUCGCUACAGGAGCAGUUCAGCAUGGCGCUCGCCUCAUUACCCACUUGUUCAAUGCUAUGCCUCAGUUACAUCAUCGUGACCCUUCGAUCAUCGGGCUCCUCGGGGCAUCCCCUCACCUUUCCAGCUCGUUCUCCCCGAUUACGGCACACUACCCUUCUCUACCCCCGUAUAAUCCCGCGGUCUCUACAAGCCCGGUAAAGACAUCACCUACCGGUUCUCCGCCUGUUAAGGCACUCUCGCGCGCAGCAUCUACGUCCUCCACCACAAGAUCCAUCCACGCGAAGUCAGAGGCCUUCGAUGAUUCCAUGACGCCCCCACAAACGCCCGUCUUGGCAGCAAAUCGUGCAGCAAAAUUCGCCCCGUCUGGUGUUGUGACGCCACUGAGCAUUGGUCAUAGCAGGAAGACGAGCAGGCCUGAGUUGCAUCUAGAGAAGGGCCAGAUUGCUGACAUGGAGUUUGAGCGGCCGUUCUAUGGGCUCAUCGUCGAUGGUAUCCAUUCGCAUCCCAAUUCAGUUAGGCUCGCGUUUUCUGCAUACCCCGAGGGGUGCAUAUUGAUAACGGAUGCAAUGAAAAUCCUGGACCCAAACCUUAAGGAUGGCAUACACGAGUGGAGAGACGGCCAACGCUUUGUCAAAGAAGGUGACAAACUCUACCUCGAAGGGACAAACACCCUUGCGGGGAGCGUCGUUACCCUCGACAAGUGCAUUCGCAACUUCUCUCGCUUCACGGGCUGUUCUCUGGGAGAAGCCAUCAAGUGUGCUACUUAUAACCCUGCUAAGUGUCUUGGAAUCGAGCAUAAGAAAGGCACUUUAAGACCCGGAGCAGAUGCCGACCUCGUCGUCCUUGAUCGGCAAGGUAAUGUUGUCAGCACUUGGGUCAAAGGGAGGGAAGUUUGGAGCAGGCCUCAAGCUGCGUAA